Molecule: messenger RNA, 946 nt
Organism: Lutzomyia longipalpis
Lineage: Eukaryota; Metazoa; Arthropoda; Insecta; Diptera; Psychodidae
Exons: 3
Coding region: 83-832 (249 amino acids)
Source: RefSeq, a predicted model, not a curated record
UUUGCUUGACGGCUUACAUCAAGCCAGCACCUGAUGAGGAUCUUUUCGAGAGGAGGCACAAAUUUCCAGUAAAAUCAGUAAAAUGGCAGAGAGAUACGCAGAAAAAUCCGUGUACACAAAAUUCUGUGACUACAUGGACAAGGAGACGAGAGGUGUCGAAAUUGUAGUUUAUGCAGCUUCUGGGAUCUUCCUAGCAGUGGCAUGUCAUAGGAUUCGGCCGAUCACAAAAUUCCGUCAUCCAUCCCAAAUUCCAGCUCAUUUUAUUCGGAAUAAACUCAAGCAGUACGGAACAGUGAGCAGUGUGGAGCCAAGUCAGACAGCUGGGCCAUUGCUGAGAAUCAACCACAAGCCUCCCAUAAAUAUUUUCUUUGGAAAUAAGGAAACACUGCCGGUGAAAAUUGCCGGAGUGUCCGUCAAUCACAAUGGCUUAUCGUGGUUGCAGGGUGUCACAGUUGAUCGGAAGGUGGAGUUUAUUCCUCUCUUCAGGCACACCGAUGCAGCGGAAUGUGUGGUGUUUGUGCUUCCGAGUGAACAGGAGAGACGCCUCAAGAAGAAUCCACGAAGUCUCGAUGUGGCAGAAGCACUCCUGAGUUUGGGAUUUGCUCAAACCACCGGGAUUCCAGCGGAAGUACAUCAGAGCGACAAAAAAAUGCGCGACUACUACAAACUCCUGAGCUACGUGGAGAAGCGAGCAAAGAACAAACGUGAAGGUAUCUGGUCAACGAAGAUCCCACCACCUGUGUGGCCUCUUCGCGUCCUUCAAGACUCCUUUGAUCGUCUCCUCAUUUCCAUGCUGCCCAUGUCCCGUCGUCUACCUCAGCUUGUGCGCUAGAUGACAUCCUGAGUACAGAUGCCUUAGUGAUGGUCUCCCAGAGAGCUCAGCAAUUUAAAGUUUCUAUAAAUUUUGUUUUUAUCUAGUAAAGAAAUCCUUUUUUUAUUCAUCAAA